Tribolium madens (black flour beetle) is the source of this 2321-nucleotide messenger RNA. Its product is annotated as glycine-rich cell wall structural protein 1.8-like. The transcript has 5 exons. NCBI's taxonomy places the organism in Eukaryota, Metazoa, Arthropoda, Insecta, Coleoptera, Tenebrionidae. The record is from RefSeq and is a predicted model, not a curated record. Bases 166 to 2268 code for a protein of 700 amino acids.
CCUGCAAUUGCUUCACCAAUUUUUAAACCGGAAAGAAUUACUGAUUACCUAUCGAUAAGAUGCAAGCAAACUUCCCACACUAAUUUUUGCAAUAAUCUUGGAAAGUAUAAAAGUGAGACGAUUUCAGAAUCGUCAGUUAUUGGGUGGCUUGACAGUAGACAUAAAAUGAAACUAAACCCUUUGAUCUUAGUUUGUGCUAGUGUGUUAUUUGCUGGUUCGGCCGUAGCACAGUCUUUGUCUGACAUUCCAGCUGUUUGUGCUAGUUAUUUAAAUGGAGCUAGCUCGAUUAAAGGACAGAAUUGGGGGAGUUAUGCGAAACCAUCAGGAGUUUAUGGACAGUUAACUGGAGUUGGGAGUAGUCCCCAAACCCUCAGCUUCCCAUCACAAUCUAGUUACAAUUAUGGGGCCGGUUCUACAAACUCUCUACAAACUCCAUCUACCCAAAUUGAAGGGUAUUCACCAAAUAAUCUUGGUGCUAACUCUGUGAUAGAUUCCUCUAAUUAUGGUUCAUCUUCUAUUGGGUCUAAUGCUGGGCAAGGUUUAGGUUACCAACAACAGUUACCAGUCUCUACUAAUUACGAAUCAAGCGGAAAUAUUAUUCCUAGUUUAGGAUUAAAUGUGGGACAACCUAAUUCCAUCCCAACAAACAACUAUGGAGGAAUGAGUGGUGAACAAUCAUUCAACUUCGGUCAAGGAACCGGAUAUGAUACUUCUCAAAAACCAAAUGUUCUUAUUGGAGGUAGUGGCAUACAUUACGGAGAUGCUAGUCAAGGACCAUCACUUAGUGGCACCUUGGCACCAAGUGGAGGUGUGCUUAAACCAGGAUAUGACACAGGAGCUCAAUUACAAAGUGCAAGCUAUGGUCAAUCGUCAGGAAACGCACUAGCAUCCCCGACGACGGCCACUUCUGGAGGACUUGGUAAUAUUAGACCAUCACAAUCAUUGGAUACAGGGGUGCAAAAUAUCGGUUUUGGUCAAUCAUCAGAAGUUCAACCACAAAUUAUUAGUGGUGGCUACGGAUCUGGAAAUGAUGCAGGAGUACCCACUUUUAAUAUGCCAAUAAAUAAAGAUCUGGGUCAAGGAGGUUAUUUUGGAAAAGCUUCUAGCAAUUAUGGAGCUAACACUCUUGGUGCUACUGGAGGAGAUGCAAAUGGUUAUAUUACCUCUGGUGGAGUUAGUUUAGGAAAUGGGGUUGUUCCUACUCGUGGUUCAAAUAACCUUGGUUUUGUUGGCGGGUCUGAACGUGGUGGAGAAAGUGGAUAUGGUUAUGCCAAAAAUUCACCUGGUGGUUUAAGUUUUGAUACUGCUCGAAGUGCAAAUGGUUUAGAUGGAUAUAGUUAUGCUAGCAAUGCAGGUCCUGGAGGAAAAGCCGGUCUUAACGCCGCCGGUGGUACAAAUGGUUUGCAGGGUUAUAAUUAUGCCAGCAACACAGGUAGUGGAGGAAAUAACGGUCUUAGUUCUGUUAGUAAUGGAUAUGGAUCAACUGCCACUGGUGGUGCAACUGGUUUGUCUGGAUAUGGUUAUGCCAGUAAUGCGGCUGGCAAUGUUGGUGUCGCCGGUGCAGGAAAUGGAGGUGCUGGAGUAAGCAAUAGUAUUGGUGUUGGUGGUGGUGCAAACGGAUAUAGUUAUGCCAAUAAUGCAGCUGGUAGUUCAGGUCUUACUGCCAUCGGUGAAGGAUAUAGAGCAAAUGGUGGUGCUGGAGUAGGCAAUGGUAUUGGUGUCGGUAGUGGUGCAAACGGAUAUGGUUAUGGUAGUUCAGGUCUUACUGCCAUCGGUGAAGGAUAUGGAGCAAAUGGUGGUGCUGGAGUAAGCAGUGUCGGUGGUGGUGCAAACGGUUUGCAUGGAUAUGGUUAUGCCACUAAUGCAGCUAACGGUUUGGGCUACGGUAAAGAAAAUAAUGGUGUUGGUGCAGGAUAUGGAAGUGCUGCAGGAUCUGGUGUUAUUGCCGACGGCAGUUUUGGCGCUGACGCUAAUGGACUAAAUAAUCUCGCUUCUAUUGGUGGUGCAAGUGCUGUUGGAGUUGGCCAAGGAGCAGGUGCUGGAGGUUUAGAUAUAAACUUAGGUAAUCUUGCAGCUGCUAAAGGAAAAUCUUUGGCCUAUGCUCACUCUGCCGAACAAUCUGGUGCCAAUGAAAAAUCAUCGAGCGAAGUUGAUCACCACCGCGGCCCAGGAGUGUACCGUUACCACGCCAAGAAACAAAAUGAGAGUUCCAAAUUCCAUACAAAAGUACAAAAAUUUGUCAUUCAGUCCGACAGAAGGUCUCGUUGAAAUAACUGAUUUUUUAAAUGUUUGAUUUAAUAAAGACAUAUUUAUUUAAGUAA